Molecule: messenger RNA, 4745 nt
Organism: Phlebotomus argentipes
Lineage: Eukaryota; Metazoa; Arthropoda; Insecta; Diptera; Psychodidae
Gene: Ndae1
Product: sodium bicarbonate cotransporter 3
Exons: 13
Coding region: 1040-4519 (1159 amino acids)
Biological process (GO): transmembrane transport; regulation of intracellular pH; bicarbonate transport
Cellular component (GO): plasma membrane
Molecular function (GO): monoatomic anion transmembrane transporter activity; sodium:bicarbonate symporter activity; solute:inorganic anion antiporter activity
Source: RefSeq, a predicted model, not a curated record
AUCAAUUCACGAGGAAACACUCGGCGUUGUCCUCCUCACAAUCUGUCCUCCCAGAGACACUUUACAUGACAGUCUUCACAAUGGUUGUCCAUUGUUUGUUCAGUGAAAGAGAGAAACUAUUGUCGAAUUUAGCGCUUAUUUGUUUCAUCUGUUAACAUCACCAUCAGUGGCUCAUUUAGCUUAAUUGUCUGUAUUUUUUCGUCUUCAGAAAGGUGUCAAUUUUUACUCAUUGAUCUAUGUGCUGUGUAUUUUUCCGUUUAUACACCGUCUAAACAUUAUUUUGCAUCAUUUUGAGCUCACGCCGGAUUAAAGUUCACCAAGUGGCAAAGUCUGAGUCCUCAAGGUGGACUCAAAAGCUCACAUCCGUGGAGUGAAGCGAUAUAAAUCAUGUGAUUUUUUGUGCAAGUGCGCCCGUGUUCUUCAUACGAGUUCUUUUGUCUCGCCUUCCAUGGUGACAGUAUAGGUUUGUGUGAUGUUUUGACGAUCAUUGCCAGAGACGCCGGGUGUGAAGACCAUAACACAAGUAUAUAUAUAAAAAGCUCCUGUCGAGACAAACACAAAAUUACUACUCGCACUUUUUGUGUUCUUAUGCUCAAGUUUGCCCCGUCUCUGUCACAAACUCUUGGCGGCGUUGGAGCGCACGGAAAAAUCGAUACAAUCCACCUUCAGAGACAAACCAUAUAGCUAAAUAUCUCGCGGAGUGGGAAAAGUGAGUGUGUGUAAAAAUAAGUCUUUUAUCAUUCUGUAUUAUUGUGAUUGGUGGCAAGUAAAGUGGCUGACAUGGUAAUGUCUUUAUUCAAAUGAGCGACUGCUUCCUUGGUACUCCUCUUGGUCCGCUUGACAUUGAAAUUCCUAUGGGUUUUCGCACUCGCUCGCACUAUCCCGAAAAGUGAUUGUGUGCGUCUCUCUGCCACACAUCGCAUGGUUUUAUUGGAUAUGAAAUAACGCUAUCACCGAGUAUCAUCAUUUAUAAUUAUUCCCAGUGAAUAAUUCAUCCGCUUUUGGAUUCGGUCUGCGCUAUCAAUAAUCGCUUUGGACAAUGGAGCCGGUGGACGAUGAAGCUCCAAAAGAUCCCGGAGCCAGGCAAUAUGCGCAUCAAGGGUACACGGAGCAGGAUUUUGAAGGUCAUCGAGCACACACUGUCUUCGUGGGAGUUCAUUUGCCCGCCCGCGGAGGUCGAGGACGUCGACAUUCGCAUCGACGACACAAGGAGCACCACAGACGAGACGUCGGCGAAAAGGGAGUCGUGGAUAGGCCAGUGACUCCACCCUCCCAGAGAGUGCAAUUCAUCCUAGGCGAGGACAUUGACGAUGGCGGCACCCACGAGUCCCAUCCUCUGUUCUCGGAGAUGGAGGAGCUGGUGCGCGGCGAAGGAGAUGAGAUUGAGUGGAAGGAGACCGCCCGAUGGGUGAAGUUCGAGGAGGACGUGGAGCAGGGCGGCAACCGCUGGUCAAAGCCACACGUGGCCACGCUCUCCCUUCACUCGCUCUUCGAGCUGCGCAGCCUCUUGCUCAACGGCACGGUGAUGCUGGACAUGGAAGCCACCAAUCUCGACCAAGUGGCCGAUCUCGUGUGUGACAACAUGAUCAAUGCAGGCUCGCUGUCGCACGAGUCACGCGAGAAGGUGCGGGAGGCACUGCUGCGUCGCCAUCGGCAUCAGCAUGAGCGUGAUCCCAAGAAGAAGGACAACAUGAGCCGUCUGCCAAUUAUUCGCUCCCUCACGGAGAUUGGACGCAAUCAUUCCACAUCGAAGAACCUUCAAGCAUCAAAUUCCGAACACUCAUCCGUUCUCCUGAGUGUUCCAUCGCCGCGCGAAUAUCGUGCCAAAAGCGAUUCUGAAUUGAAUCCCAAGACAUCAUCGGGAUACCUGUCCAUUCCAACAGGGGAGGAAAUGGUCAAGAGUCCCAGCAAUAUUUCCAUGCAGCAUAACGGCAAUGGCGGUGAUCAUUCUGAUCAUAAGGCCAACACACAGUUCAUGCGGAAGAUUCCGCCUGGAUCGGAAGCCAGUAACAUCCUUGUUGGAGAGGUUGACUUCCUGGAUAAAACUCUGUCAGCCUUUAUUCGUCUGAGUCAGGCGACAAUUAUGGGUGAUCUCACCGAAGUACCCGUACCUACAAGAUUCAUGUUCAUCCUACUUGGUCCCCCGGGAAGUCAGGAGAAGUUCCACGAAAUCGGUCGAGCCAUGGCCACGCUCAUGUCCGAUGAAGUAUUUCACGAGGUGGCUUAUCGGGCCAGAAAGCGUGAUCAUUUGCUAGCUGGAAUAGAUGAAUUUCUAGACGCCGUGACGGUUUUACCACCGGGCGAGUGGGAUCCAACGAUCCGUAUUGAACCACCAGCGGCAAUUCCAUCUCAAGACACCCGUAAGCGUCCUCCGGCUGAGAAGCCUCCGAAGGAAAAGGAGGAACACGAUGAACAAGAAGAGGAAGCCAGACUCCGCGAAGAGUCCGGUCUGUCCCGCACUGGCAGACUCUUUGGUGGUCUCAUCAAUGACUUUAAGCGCAAGACUCCAUUCUAUGUGUCAGACUUCAAGGAUGCGCUAGCGCUCAAGUGCAUUUCCACCUGGAUAUUUCUCUACUUUGCCUGCCUCUCGCCAAUCAUAACGUUUGGAGGACUUCUUGGUGAAGCCACAGGCAAAAAUAUGGCGGCCAUGGAGUCUUUAGUGUCAGGUUUUGUCUGCGGAAUUGGCUAUGCUUUCUUCUCAGGACAACCCUUGACCAUACUCGGCUCCACUGGACCUGUUCUGGUCUUUGAAACAAUCGUCUACGAGUUCAGCAAAGCUGUUGAGUGGGAUUACAUGUCCUUCCGUCUGUGGAUCGGCACAUGGACUGCCUUAAUCCUGCUGAUCCUCGUUGCCGUAGAUGCCAGUGCAUUCGUCUGCUACAUCACGCGCUUCACGGAGGAAAACUUUGCCUGCCUCAUAGCGUUCAUCUUCAUCUUUAAAGCCGUUGAGAAUGUCCUAUCUAUCGGACGUAGGUUCCCGAUGCAUCCACCCGAAGUGUAUGAUUGUGUGUGUACACCGCCACUGGGUUCCAAUGAUCAUAUGCUCAAUUGGACCAAGUUCAGUCGGAAAAUGUGUGUUUCCCUCAACGGCACUCUCAUCGGGGAUGACUGCUUGAAGCCUGAUCACACAAAUGCCAACGUCUUUCCCAUGUCCUUCAUCUUGUUUAUGGGAACAUUCCUCUUGUCAAUUAUUCUCAAGGAUUUCAAGAAUGCUCUCUUCUUCCCAUCAAAAAUUCGUCACGUGAUAAGUGAUUUUGCGGUGCUCAUUGCAAUCUUCUCGAUGACUCUCACUGAUCUGCUCUUCGGAAUUCCCACGCCAAAGCUCGAAGUGCCCACGGAACUAAAACCAACUCUCGAUACUCGAGGGUGGUUCAUCUUCCCAUUCAAUGGGAAUCCAGUGUGGUCAUCGGUGGUUGCCAUUUUGCCAGCUCUGCUUGGCACCAUCUUGAUAUUCAUGGAUCAACAAAUAACGGCUGUGAUUGUAAAUAGGAAGGAACAUAAAUUGAAGAAGGGUUGUGGAUACCAUCUCGAUCUCUUCGUUCUAGCCAUUCUUAUCCAAAUUUGCUCCUUAAUGGGACUACCAUGGUUCGUUGCGGCCACAGUUUUGAGUAUCAAUCACGUCAAUUCUCUGAAAGUGGAGCCCGAGUGUUCAAUCCCGGGCGUCCGGUCGGCAGGUCAUUUGGGUGUUCUCGAACAACGUGGAACGCACCUAUUAAUCUUCCUCACCAUUGGCAUCUCAGUCCUGUUGACUCCUCUUCUCUCACACAUUCCAAUGCCAGUUCUCUUUGGCGUUUUCCUUUACAUGGGAGUCUCAUCACUCAAGGGUCUUCAGUUCUUCGACAGAAUCCUCAUCAUGCUGAUGCCAGUUAAAUACCAGCCUGACUACAUGUUUCUCAGACAAGUUCCCCUUCGACGAGUUCAUCUCUUUACUUGCAUCCAGUUGACAUGUCUCGCCGUGCUCUGGCUGAUAAAAUCCUUCCGAUACACAUCGAUCCUCUUCCCACUGAUGCUGGUCGUCAUGAUUGGGGUCCGCAAGGCUCUUGAUUGCAUCUUCACGCGUCGCGAAUUGAAGAUUCUCGACGAUAUCAUGCCAGAGAUCACGAAACGUGCCGCCGCCGAUGAUCUGCACCAUUUAGAGGAUGGAAAUGGUGCCGGAGAGGAAAAUAUCACCCCACACGACUAUUCCGAUCCCAACAUUCAAAUACCUUUGGCCAAUGGGAAUAUCAUGAAAAUUCCCAUUAGCUCAAUAAACAUAUCUGAGGAAGUGAGUAAGACGUCAAUUUGGAAGCAAGUGAAUGAUGGAACACGAAGUCUUAUUCCGUCAAAGAAGUUUAUAAGUUUGGGAUUGUCCGAUAAGAAGCACAAAGGCAUCAUUAGAGACUUGAGUCCGAAAGGAGAGAAAAGACUAUCCACCAUGGCUGAGGAGGACGAGCUGAAAAGGGCACACAGUAAGGAAAUUUGGACAGAAUGCAAAGCAAGUGAAAGAAUGGAGGAUAGUACCCCGGAAACUACUGUGUAGAACAGAUUCAUAUUUUAUUUCUCAUAUUUUCCAGUAUAAACAUAUAAUCAAUCUUAUGGAUGUAGAUUUUAAAAACAUACAUAUUUGCUGUGUAAUCAAAGGUUUUCUUAAAGGAGGCCAUUUUGUUUAAGAUUUUAGAACAAUUUCAAAAUGAAUAUGUACAUUUAGUUAUUUACUUACUCUAGUGGACUAUUAAUAUACAACUUUGUGUCAAUAAAUAGCCUCA